UUCUCUCUCUUUCUCUCAUCACGCCCUUUUAUUUUCUCCUCCUCCUCUGAAUUUAGUACUUCCUCCUUUGCCAUCUAUAGCACAAGAACCCAGACAUUAAAACCCAGUUCUUUUUCUUUUUUUGGUUUUGAAGGAACGGAAAAAGGGUUGCUUUUUUAAACAGCCCAGAAGGGAGAUUUUUGUUUGGGAUCAGCAGUUCUAUAUUUUUUUUUUCCUGGUGGGAGGGGGUUUGUCUUCUGGGUUUUGAUUUUGAUCAAUUGGGUUCUUUCUUUCUUCUGUCUGAGGAGGAAAAAUGGGGAGGGGGAAGAUUGAGAUAAAGAGGAUCGAGAAUGCAAACAGCAGGCAAGUUACAUUCUCCAAAAGACGUUCUGGGUUGCUCAAGAAGGCUCAGGAGCUCUCCAUCCUCUGUGAUGCUGAAGUUGCUGUCAUAAUCUUCUCGAAUACUGGCAAGCUCUAUGAGUUCUCCAGUUCUGGAAUGAAACAGAUACUAUCAAGAUACAACAGGUGUCAAGAUUCUCCAGAGUCCACUGUUAUAGAAUACAAGCCAGAGUCUACGAAAGAAGAUGAUAAGGUGGUAGACACCCUUAAAGAUGAAAUCGCAGAGCUGCAGAUGAGACAAUUAAGGCUACUGGGCAAGGACUUGAAUGGCCUGAGCAUAAAGGAAUUGCAGCACCUGGAACAGCAAUUGAGUGGGGCUUUAUCAUCCGUCAAGGAGAAAAAGGAGCAAUGGCUUCUGGAGCAGCUGGAGCGAUCAAGAUUACAGGAGCAGAGGGCUAUGCUGGAGAAUGAAACUCUGCGCAGACAGGUUGACGAGCUUAGAGGUUUCCUUCCAGCUACCCGUCAUCUUGAAUAUCAUCCAGAGAAAAGGAGGAAAGCCCUCAACAACUCUGGCUCUGGCAGUCCUGAUAAGGCCUGCAAUCGCACAGCUGAAAAUGGAGAUUCUGACACAACGUUGUAUCUAGGGCUGCCAUUUGAUGUAUACCACAAAAGGAGCGUGUCCGACAAAGAGAACUACAGCAGCAAAGGGUGUCAAAAGGGCCUGCCCUGAUUUGCUUUUCGUAUUGUUGUCCUUCAUUACAGUAGGAGCUAUGGUUUCCUAGACGGAUGUCAAAACAGUUAAUGAGAUUGAUGCAUCGUUUUAGAAACUAAGAAAAAAAUCAAGAUCUCAGCUUUAUUCCUCCCUCAUUUAUAGAAGGGAGAGGGACAAUUUCUCCUCAGGAUGUUCAGAAGGCUAGGCGUUUGCCAAUCUGUUUUCGAGAGGUGGCUUUGGGAAUCGCAGAUUGUAGGCUUUUGUUGGGGCCUAAAUUUAAAGUUCUUUAUUAGCCAAA
Molecule: messenger RNA, 1328 nt
Organism: Syzygium oleosum
Lineage: Eukaryota; Viridiplantae; Streptophyta; Magnoliopsida; Myrtales; Myrtaceae
Product: agamous-like MADS-box protein AGL15
Exons: 8
Coding region: 293-1048 (251 amino acids)
Biological process (GO): positive regulation of transcription by RNA polymerase II
Cellular component (GO): nucleus
Molecular function (GO): protein dimerization activity; RNA polymerase II cis-regulatory region sequence-specific DNA binding; DNA-binding transcription factor activity, RNA polymerase II-specific
Source: RefSeq, a predicted model, not a curated record